AUGCCUGCUUCAUCUACCGCUGCCGCAAAGGUUCCACCGCUUAAAAAUCUACACACCAAACUGAAAUCGCAUAUCGAGAUUUUUAAGAGCAUAUCAGCAUUUGCGGAUAUCUUGGAAGGAGUGACAUCAGUGCAACAGAUUACUGUGAGAGUGGAAAAGUUAGAUGAAUUGUGGGAUAAAGUGAAUGAAACCCUAGUGGAUAUCGAAAACCAUGAUGACUACAAUCCAGAGACGAGCUCGGUCAGCCAGGAACGAUUGAGUUUCGCUAACACCUACUACAACUUGAAGGGAAAGUUCAUGGAUAAGAUCAAGGAGCUGGAAGAUACCGCAGUGCCGCAUCAAUCAACGAGAUUUAUGGAUUCGUCGCUUCUGCCAACCGUUGAACACGUGAAACUACCCCAAAUAAAGCUUCAAACAUUCAGCGGGGAUGUCGAUGAGUGGUUAAGCUUCCGAGACCUAUUUCUGUCGUUGAUACACACCAAGGCUGAUUUACCAAACGUAGAAAAAUUCCACUACCUCAAAGGAUGCCUCGCAGGAGAAGCAAAAGCGCUCGUCGAUCCGUUGUCCAUAACUGCAGCUAAUUACCAGGUGGCCUGGGACACUCUCAUGAAAAGAUAUAAUGACAGCAAGAUUUUGAAACGAAGGCAGGUUCGGGCGUUAUUCAAUCUACCAUAUGUUCCGAAGGAAUCACCAGCGCUCCUGCAAUCGUUGUUGGAAGGUUUCGAACGCAGUGUCCAAACGCUUGAUCAACUAGUUAAUACGGAGGACUACAAGGAUCUACUUUUAUUGGAAAUCUUGGGUUCAAGAUUAGAUCCGAGUACGCGCCGAGCAUGGGAAGAGUUUUCUGCCAGUAAAGAGAAAGAUAAAGUCAAGGAUCUAACCGAAUUUCUACAGACACGUGUGAAGGUAUUGAGCUGUUUGUCCUCGAAUGAGACUGAAACCAAAAGAGACCAGUGGCAGUUUAACAGGAGGCAGCCGGCAAACCGUGCAGGAAAUAGUGCGUCUAACUUUACAAUGAAUGGAUGUAUUGCGUGUUCCGAAACCCAUCUGCUUCAUCAAUGCUCUGCUUUCAAGGAGUUACCGGUUACAGAGAGAGAUCAAUUGAUUCGGAAUCAUAAUAUGUGUAGAAACUGCUUCAGACGAGGUCAUAUUGCGUUGAAAUGUAAUUCUCCAUACGUUUGCCGCAACUGCAAAGGGAAACAUCACACACUAUUAUGCUUUCAAUCUGAAGGAAGAGUCGCCAAUCCAGGUUUCACUGAAAUGCCAACGGCGUUAGAAAACUCACAGCCCAUCGAGCCUUCGUCAGCAGCGGGAACUUCUUCAUCAUAUACAGCCCGACGAUCCAAUACUUCAAUGUUGCUUGCCACAGCUGUUGUUCUUGUUGAUGAUUGCACUGGAUUUAGCUAUCCAGUAAGAGCGUUGUUAGAUUCUGGCUCUGAGUGUAAUUUUAUGACGGAAGCAGUUUGUCAGCGACUCAAAUUAAAACGUGAAUCAACAAACAUCUCGGUGGUUGGAAUAGGACAAGCUAGUAGCCACGUUAAACACCAGGUUUCAGUAUCAAUAAAGUCCCGAUUCAAUAAUUUUUGCGAGGAAAUGGAGUUUCUCGUGCUACCCAAGGUUACUGCUGAUCUGCCCACAGUUACUAUCGAUGCCUCCAAUUGGAAACUACCACCAGGAAUUAUUUUAGCAGACCCGUCUUAUUGUACCCCCACGGUAGUCGAUCUAGUACUAGGAAUUCAACAUUUCUUCGACUUCUUCCAGACUGGGAAGAAGAUUCCCCUUGGUAGUGGAUUGCCAACUUUAACCGAGUCAGUAUUUGGAUGGGUUGUGACCGGAUUGGUCAAUAAUUUGGGUGACUCACUGCAUACAACAUGUAACAGCGCUGCCUCACUGAAUUUGGAUGAUUGCCUUACCCGAUUUUGGAUUAGUGAAGAACUAGAACCUCCUAAUACUUACUCCCCAAAUGAAUCGCGAUGCGAAGAGCAGUUUGUACGAACGGUGCGCAGAGGAGCCGAUGGAAGAUACACUGUUACCCUACCCAAGGACGACAACAAAUUUCCCAACAUUGGUGAUUCGAGGGAUAUUGCUUACCGACGAUUGCAAGGUCUUGAGCGAAGAUUAGCAAAGCAACCGGAGAUUUGUAGCCAGUACAUGCAGUUUUUAAGUGACUACCUGGAACUUGGACACAUGAGAAAAGCAGAAGUCAGCUUAGACAGAGGCAGAUUACGAUGUUUCCUUCCACAUCAACCAGUUUUAAAGGAGACUAGUACAACGACUAAGCUCAGAGUUGUAUUUGAUGCCUCGUGUGCAACAUCAAAUGGAAAUUCUUUAAAUGAUAUAUUGCUGGCUGGGCCGGUAAUCCAGGAUGAUCUCCGAUCAAUUAUCAUUCGUAGUCGAACCAAACAGUACAUGAUUGUAGCAGAUAUCGAAAAAAUGUUUCGACAAAUCAAAAUUAGUGAGGAAGACAAGCCCUUGCAGUCUAUCCUUUGGCGUAAUGAAAGAACCGAAGAAGUGGAGACCUACGAAUUAACAACGGUAACCUAUGGAACUAAACCUGCACCAUUUUUAGCUACCAGGGUUCUGAAACAAUUGGGUAUAGAUGAGAAGAUGCGGUAUCCCAAGGCAUCUGAGGUCAUUGUUAAGGAUGUAUAUAUGGACGAUGUACUAACCGGAACCGAUGAUGAAGCAGAAGCAAUUCGAAUUCAAUAA
Messenger RNA from Uranotaenia lowii, 2709 nucleotides. RefSeq lists its product as uncharacterized. The record is from RefSeq and is a predicted model, not a curated record. The coding region runs from base 1 to 2709 and encodes 902 amino acids. The transcript has a single exon. Lineage: Eukaryota; Metazoa; Arthropoda; Insecta; Diptera; Culicidae.